GUCGAAAAUAUUCCUGUCACAGUCAAGCUGCUGAUCACUCUGACGAAUCUAACUUAUUCUUGUUUCAUCUGCGUGAAAGUGUUGUGACAGGUCUAGCAUUAAAUUAGCGAAUAGUUUAUUUUUAUUUUCAACUGUAAAAGAAAUAUAUCGACGCAAGCAAUGAUAGAAUUGAUCAAGAUUUCUUUUGAAAAUAUCUAAAACGUACUAAAACUAGAAUCUUAAAGGUAUCGGAUAUAGUUAAUUUUGUACAUGCAAAAGGAAAAUUAUGAUGCAAUCUACUGUUAGUUGUUAUGAGUGCGCUAAAGAAGACUGCGAUCUUCCUGACGAACGAUUGCGAUUGUGCAAGACUGAAAUUAAUUGCUGGAAAUAUUCCCACCGAGCAUUCGAGGAUGAGAUACAAUAUUCUCGUGGAUGCAUCCGCAGCUUCACGCAGUACGAAUUAAUGUGCAAUAAUACCGAGCAGGAUAACACCAGACAUCAUUAUCAAUGUUGUCUAGGAGAAUUUUGUAACAAUGGCGAUUUUCCGUUACUAGAAAAGUAUGGUGAUGGUGUCGGCGCAUUAACCAUAGUUCUUAUAGGACUAACAUUGUUUUUCCUAAGUAUUUGUGCUAUAACGGCUUACCGUACCAAACCGAAUAAGAACAAUGCAUCUUCAGCGCAUUCUAGACGACGGCACGCAACAGUAAUGUUUACAGCCAAGUCCAACUCUGACUCAAUAGACACUGACUUUCCUUCUGUCGACGAUAGCUCAAAUCAGGAAUACUCCAAUGAUCCAAGUAUAGGGAAUGGGUCCGGGUUUGGUACUUCCGUAUCAAUACAAAAUAAUUUACCAAAGUAUAUAUCUCUAGUCAAAAGCUUGAACAAUAGUAAAUAUGGUCCGGAGCAAUCGUUACUGUAUCUCGGAUGUAGGCAGGACGAAUGUGUGAUCGUAAAAACGUACCCGAGGAUUGCAGAAACUAGAUGGAUCCGCGAAAUUGAGAUUUACACAAAACUAUUACAUUUCAAACAUGAUAACAUACUUCAAUAUAUUGCUAGUGAUAAAAGUGGCCCACAACUAUGGAUUGUUACGCAUUGCCCGUCGAGCGGCACACUUAUUAAUUACCUCAAGGAGGUACCUUUAACUGAACACGGAAUGUUCCAAGCAUGUAAAAGUUUGACUGACGGAUUGUCGUACUUGCACAAAGAAAUAAAAGGUAAAAAAGGUAAAGGGGCAAUGGCGCAUCGAAAUCUCAGUGCGGAAAACGUAUUCGUUGAGAAAAAUACAGUGUGUGUAAUUGGCGGCUUUGAAUACGCUGCAACGAAUGAUUGGAUCGCUGAAUUUGACUUUCUUGAACAUGCCUAUAAACGGUAUAUGAGUCCUGAAUUGCUUCGUCCAGACUUUCACGAUGAAAUUUGGAGUUUAACAAGUUUUCAACAAGCCGACAUCUACAGCUUGAGCCUUAUAUUCUGGGAGAUAUGUCGCAUGUACGAUACAGAAAGUGAUAGUGUUAUCUAUGUAGCUCCGUUUUCCGAAUGGCUUACUAAUUAUUCACGAGAGCCCACAAUUCAGGAGAUGCGCGAAUUGAUUGCCGAUGAUCGAAAACCUGGAAUUCCUGAUCAUUGGCAAAAGGACCCGAUAAUGAAUUCGUUGAAAAGUAUGAUUGAAGCCUGCUGGGACACGAACGUAUCAGAACGUUGGUCGCUUGAACGAAUCAAAAAGAUGCUUUUGACACUUACAAGAUGAUAAUUUUUUAAUUUACUUUGACGAUAAUCUCAUUGAAAAAUAGUUCAUACCUGUAAAAAUUAUUUUUGAUUCGAAACGACUAUUCCAAAACACAUUUCUUUAAUUUCUAAUAUUUAUUCAAUAAACCUUUAACCCUAUAACCUAUUAUCUUAUAACA
Phymastichus coffea is the source of this 1880-nucleotide messenger RNA. RefSeq names its product activin receptor type-1-like. The transcript is spliced from 7 exons. Lineage: Eukaryota; Metazoa; Arthropoda; Insecta; Hymenoptera; Eulophidae. Gene Ontology annotation, cellular component: plasma membrane; BMP receptor complex. The coding region runs from base 266 to 1723 and encodes 485 amino acids. Gene Ontology annotation, molecular function: SMAD binding; transforming growth factor beta receptor activity, type I; ATP binding. The record is from RefSeq and is a predicted model, not a curated record. Gene Ontology annotation, biological process: protein phosphorylation; BMP signaling pathway; dorsal/ventral pattern formation.